GUACUCCAUCUACAGGGCCCCGUGGCAUGUCCGAACCUUGUACACGCUAUCAGCCUGAUAGUGGAACGAGGCUACAUGAGGUGCUUGGGAAUUUUCUGAUCGGCAGCAAAGGUCCCGAAAGAGCGGAUAUAUAUCUUACUUCCGACCCCACCCCAUCAUUUACCUCCACGUCUCGAGCAUUCGCCAGACACUUUCAACGCGUUCCUAUCCCCUCGUGAUUUUGGCUGCACUGUAUCACGAUCACGAACAUGCUAGACACUCGCGAUGAAGCCGUGGUUGCGGUUCCCCCUCCACUGUCCCAGGCCGUUGGGUACAUCGUGGUCGUAGUCAUAGGGCUUGUGAUUGCUUUUACCAUGGUCUUUGUCACGCGUAUAUUGAAGCGUACUGUAGGCGAAGAUAAUGAGAAGACGGAAAUGUUCAUGACGGCCAAUCGUAGUGUGAAGACAGGCUUGACGGCUUCUGCUGUAGUCUCUUCAUGGCUUUGGAGUACCGCUAUGUUGGGGUCCUCACUCGUCGGAUACGUCAAUGGUGUUGCUGGUCCAUUCUGGUUCGCAGCCGGAUGCAGCCCCAUGAUCGUUUUCUUCGCAGUGCUAGGGAUAUCCUGCAAAAGAAAGAUUCCAGAAGCUCAUACCCUUUUGGAAAUUGUGCGGAUACGUUAUGGAAAAACCGCUCAUGUCGUCUUCAUGUUUCUAUGCUUAGUAAAUAACCUAUUCGCCUGCGCUAAUAUGCUGCUCGGAGCUUCUGCUGCUAUCACAGCCAUGACUGGUAUGCAUAUCAUUGCGGCAACGUUCCUCCUUCCAGUCGGAGUCGCGCUAUACACCUUCGUCGGCGGAAUCAAAGCCACUUUCCUGACAGAUUACAUACACACCUUUACUAUUCUCAUCAUUCUAUGCUAUUUCUCAAUCAAAGCCUUCACAUUGGAGGAGGUCGGAUCCCUUGACAAUCUGUACAACCUUGUCAAGGCUGCCGGAGAACGCCAUCCAGUCAGUGGCAACGAGCAUGGCUCGUACCUGACCAUGACCUCGAAGGGAGGAAUCCUUUUCGGCAUCCUCCACAUCUGUGCCAAUUUCGGUUUGGUUAUCAUGGACACGAGCUUCUUCAUUAAAGCGUUCUCUGCGUCACCCAAGGCUGUGGUUCCUGGCUAUGUCAUUGGAGGUAUUGCUUACUUCGCGAUUCCAUGGGGUAUUGGUACUUUGGCGAGCUCUGUUGUGUUAGGGCUGGAGAAUAACCCAAUAUUUCCAACAUACCCACGAGCCAUCAGCAGCACCGAAAUCAGUAACGGUCUUGUGCUGCCAUACUUCGCGAUCACAAUCGCAGGCAAAGGGGGAGCUGCCGCAAUUCUCAUCGUCACAUUCAUGGCCGUUACCUCGACACUAUCUGCCCAAGUCAUCGCCGUAAGCUCGAUCAUUAGCUUCGAUAUAUACAGGACGUAUAUCAACCCCAAGGCCAGCGACAAGGAUGUUAUUCGCUGGUCCCACUUUGGCGUCGUGUUCUUCGCCCUUUUUGCGUCAGGCUUCUCUACGAUGCUGCACUAUGUCGGCGUCGAUCUAGGCUGGACACUAUACAUGCUUGGAGUUAUCACCUGCCCAGGCAUCUUCCCAACCACCUUCACCAUUCUCUGGCGGCGACAAAGCCGCUGGGCCGCCAUCCUUUCUCCACUUCUGGGCAUGGCCACCGGCUUCGCCGUCUGGCUCGGCUCUGCAUACGCCCUUUACGGUAGCGUCACGAUCGCGACCACUGGCCAAGUUCUCCCCUGCGUGUACGGCACUGUCGCUUCGGCCGCCUCGCCAAUCCCGUACUCUCUCUUCAUCACGCUUCUGAAACCAGAGUACUUCGACUGGGCCGAUUUCCGCAAAGAGCGCCUCGCAUUCGUCAUCGAUCACACAUCCUCUACUUCAGCCGCCGACGCCGCUCUUGAAGAGGAGCUGGAGGCUCAGCACGUGAGCUCGCAGCCGCAUCUCAAGCGCUGGGGUCGCAUUGCGGCGAUUUGGGCGGUGGCGACGUUCUUGGGGCAUUGGGUUCUUUGGCCGCUGCCGAUGUAUGCGUCCAAGUAUAUUUUUGGGCAGAAGUUUUAUGCCGCUUGGGUCGUGAUCUCUCUCAUCUGGCUCUGGGGCACCUUGUUUAUUGCAGGAUUCUAUCCUAUUAUCGAUGGGCGGCAACAAUUGGCCGAUGUGUUCCGUGCAGUCUUGAGCGGCAGGGGAAAGAGGCAAAACUCGGGCAGUUCGAGCGAUGUGGAUAGUGGUGUGGAGGUUGUAGGAGACGACAAAAGGGCGCAGAAGUCCUAGAUGAGAAAGGCUAUUCGGUAUAUCGCAACAUAGUUACUAGAGGGAAUCUGGUAUAGACCGAUCUAUAGAUCUUAUUUUGGUGGCCGCUAGACUACGUUCACUACAGG
Mytilinidion resinicola is the source of this 2392-nucleotide messenger RNA. RefSeq names its product urea active transporter. Gene Ontology annotation, cellular component: plasma membrane. The record is from RefSeq and is a predicted model, not a curated record. The transcript is spliced from 8 exons. Gene Ontology annotation, molecular function: urea transmembrane transporter activity. Gene Ontology annotation, biological process: urea transmembrane transport. The coding region runs from base 249 to 2285 and encodes 678 amino acids. NCBI's taxonomy places the organism in Eukaryota, Fungi, Ascomycota, Dothideomycetes, Mytilinidiales, Mytilinidiaceae.